UUAAUUAUACAUCAGCGGGGGAGGAGUCUGGCUACGGAUGAAGUCUGACACAAACAAGAGAUGCUGCAGUUUGAACCGACAAAUACCAAAGAUCAACACUUCCCUUAAAAGCUAAAUAUCUUUUGUGAAGGUACCUCUCUAAAACAUGACGAUGGGAGUUAGAUGGGACAGUCGUGCCACGGCUGAGAGAAGCAUGUUUAUUAUGCGGGUGAUGCUGAGCUUGUUUCCUCUAGUCCUUGUGGUCUGGAAUGGUGAGGCGUUACCUGUCCCAGACAAACAAUCACACACCAAUGAGAUACUGACCAAAGACGAGAAGGACUUGUUGAAGAAGAUGAUGACGGACAUGGCUGAGCUGAACCUCACUAGUAAAGAACUAGCAGACCCUGAUUUUCUGAAUGGCAAACUGGGAGAGAAGUCUGUCUUUGAACCAACCGCUAAAUCACCUUGCAAGCUCUUCUUCUGGAAGACCUUCUCCUCAUGUUAAAACUGGAAAACAGUACAGACACAGACGAGUCUGUUGAAAUCUACAGUCCUGCCUUUACAGUUUGCGAAUCUAAUCAUACACUGUAUUGAAAUCAAUAUGCAUCUCUUGUCUUCUGCUGUUCCUGCAUUGUAUUUUAUGUCAUAGGACUUUGAAACUGCUGAAUGUUUGAGGUCUCCAAAAAAACACAAUGGCGUUUUGCAUGUACAGUUUAUACUGUUUGACAUCCAAGUCCAAAAUACUGUAAUAAAAGUUAUACAACUCCUUUCA
Messenger RNA from Labeo rohita (rohu), 751 nucleotides. RefSeq names its product somatostatin 6 (gene sst6). NCBI's taxonomy places the organism in Eukaryota, Metazoa, Chordata, Actinopteri, Cypriniformes, Cyprinidae. The transcript has 3 exons. Gene Ontology annotation, biological process: regulation of cell migration. The record is from RefSeq and is a predicted model, not a curated record. Bases 146 to 484 code for a protein of 112 amino acids. Gene Ontology annotation, molecular function: hormone activity. Gene Ontology annotation, cellular component: extracellular region.